Molecule: messenger RNA, 537 nt
Organism: Bolinopsis microptera
Lineage: Eukaryota; Metazoa; Ctenophora; Tentaculata; Lobata; Bolinopsidae
Product: nucleoside diphosphate kinase-like
Exons: 4
Coding region: 1-537 (178 amino acids)
Biological process (GO): CTP biosynthetic process; GTP biosynthetic process; UTP biosynthetic process
Molecular function (GO): nucleoside diphosphate kinase activity
Source: RefSeq, a predicted model, not a curated record
AUGUUUGCGAAAAAAUGGAAGGCUAAAGUUGAUGAUGAUGACAGGGAAGAGGUUGAGCUUGAGGCUCCCAAUGAUGAUGAUGAUGAAUGGAGAUUUAUAACCAGUCAACUGGAGUUCUCACAACCGGCGGCCACGGCCGUUGUUGGUGACAAGGGCUGGUUCGACAAGAAAAAAUUCAAGCAAGCUGUCAAGUUCCGCGGGCAGGCUCCGGCUCUGUUCAUGUCAACAUCGCAUAUAUUCAGCAAGGCUGACAGGUCGUCUGUCUGCUGUGUACCCACUAACUCCUUUUGUUCUACCCAUCAGAACUAUCAUGUUUGGGUGAAGUCUGAUGUAGAUGGACGACAAAUGUUGGGUGAGACAAACCCUCUGAACUCCAAACCUGGUAGCAUCCGAGGAGACUACUGUAUCGAUAUGGGUAAGAACAUCUGUCACGGCAGCGACUCCGUGGAGAACGCUGAGAAGGAGAUUGCAAUGUGGUUCGGGGAAGGUGAGGUACAGAGCUACGUCCAGUCUAACUCCGUCCACAUCUACGAAUAA